CAAUCACAAAUCAAAGUGAGUUUCAUUUCAUCAUUCCGAAGGCACAACAUUUUGGCUCUCUCUCUCUCUCUCUCUCUCUCUCUCUCUCUCUCGGCCAUUUUGGCUUUCUUCAACUCUAUCAGCGCUACCCUAGAAUUUUUAUCAAACUUAGAUCGGAGAUUGGAGAUCGGAGAUUGGAGAGGACGAAUUCCGUUUCACUCAUUCGCCGCUGGUUAAAACAAUUGCUUCGCUCAAAUCAGGUUUAUAUAUUUAUUUAUAUAUUCAGCUUUGAGUUAGCGCUCUCUUCUCAAAGUAUCAGCCGUCUCAUCGAUUACAGCAACCAUGUUUGGUUCUACUAACCCUUUUGGGCAGUCAUCUAGUAGCCCAUUUGGUUCUCCAUCAGUUUUUGGGCAGAACAACAAUGCCGCUAACAAUCCUUUUGCUCCCAAACCUUUUGGUAGCACAACUCCCUUUGGCUCCCAAACAGGGAGUUCUGUUUUUGGAGGCACUUCAACGGGUGUUUUUGGUGCUGCUACGCAAUCGUCACCCUUUUCUUCCACCACUGCCUUUGGUGCUUCACCUUCACCAGCUUUUGGAAGUUCAACACCAGCUUUUGGAGCUUCUUCUACACCUGCGUUUGGUGCUUCAUCGUCGUCAUUUGGUGGAUCUUCUGUAUUUGGUCAAAAGCCUGCUUUUGGAGCAUUUGGGUCCACUCCUACUCAAACAAGUCCUUUUGGAAGCACAGCUCAACCAUCACAGCCUGCAUUUGGGAGCAGUUUAUUUGGUUCCUCCACACCUUUUGGUGGUUCCAGUCAACCUGCGUUCGGUUCUACGAGCACCCCUGCCUUUGGCUCUAGCACACCUGCUUUUGGUGCUACGAGCACUCCUGCUUUUGGUGCUACCAGUACACCUGCUUUUGGUGCCACUAGUAGCACCCCAGCCUUUGGUGCUACUAGUUCACCAGCCUUCGGCGCUACAAGCACCCAAGCGUUUGGUGCUACAAGUUCCCCAGCAUUUGGUGCGACAUCUACUCCAGCUUUUGGUAGCACUGGGUCUACAUUUGGCGUUUCAAGUACGCCUUUGUUUGGCUCUGGGGGUGCCUUUGGUGCUUCAAGCACUCCUGCCUUUGGUGCCUCGAGCACUCCUGCAUUUGGUGCCUCAAGCACUCCAGCCUUUGGUGCUUCAACCACUCCUGCCUUUGGGGCUUCUAGUGGUCAGUCCUUCAGCUUUGCAUCCUCACCUGCUUUUGGCCAAUCAACUUCUGCCUUUGGCAGCAGCCCUUUUGGUGCGUCUUCUUCUCCUUUUGGUGCCCAGAGUUCAACCUUUGGAUCCCAGUCAACCACACCAACAUUUGGGAGCACUAGCUUUGGGCAGCAACCAGCCUUCGGUGGUCAGCAAGUGGGGAGUAGAGUUGCACCUUAUACACCAACACCUGAACCAGAUUCUGGCGGUAGUGGUACCAAUGCAACUGUUGGGAAAUUAGAGUCAAUAUCAGCUAUGGCUGUUUACAAGGAUAAAAGCCAUGAAGAAUUGAGAUGGGAAGACUAUCAGAAGGGAGAUAAAGGUGGACCUCUUUCUGCUGCCUCUCAGCCUCCUGUGAUGAACUUUAGCACUCCUGCUUCACAACCAAGUUCUUUGACUCCUUCACCAUUUGGCCAAUCAUCUUCAAGUCUGUUUUCUACCUCAACUUCUACCAACAUGUUUGGUCAAAAAGCUCCUUCAGCCUUUAAUAGUACAGGUUUUACAACCUCAUCUAACACAUUCAGCUCAUCACCAAACCUUUUCACCUCAACUUCGGCAGCACCUUCUGCGUUUGGAACAACAACAUCGUCUCUAUUUGCACCCAAUUCAUCUCCAUCUUUGUUUUCAUCAAGCUCAUCUGCUUUUACACCAUCAGCGUUUGGUGCUCAAGGUCAAGCAUCAGCUCCACAAUUUAAUUCUGGCCUUUUUAAUUCUACUCCACCUGGUCAAACGAACACUGCUUUUGGACAGUCUACCUCCUCUUUUGGCCAGAAUACAACUCCCGCUUUUCCACAGACAAAUAUAUUUAAUAAUCAGUCCAGUGCGUUUCCUAAUGCCUUCUCAAGCACACCUGCACCCUCAACAAACACUUUGGGUUUCGGGCAAACAGCUCCAUCUUUCUCUUCGGCUUUUACAAUGAAUCAGCCAUCUCAACAAGUUGGUUCAGGAGGGUUUGGUGCCUUUCCUAUGAUGCAGCCAUCCAAUGCAAACACUGGAAUCUUGGGUAAUAACUCUGCAAAUUUGUCUGCCCCUCAAAGCUCCCCCAUUCUUCAACCGGCACCUUCUAAUCCCUUCGGAACACUCCCUGCAUUGCCACAAAUGUCAAUUGGAAAUGGAGGAACCUCACCAUCAGUUCAAUAUGGAAUAUCUAGCAUGCCUGUACUAGACAAACCUGCUCCUGUUAGGAUAUCGUCGUUACUGACUACUCGACACUUAUCACAAAGGCGUAUCAGGCUGCCUACUCGAAAAUAUCAUCCAAAAACUGAUGGUGUAAAGGUUGCAUUUUUCAGUGAUGAUGAAGAAACCGUCAGCACACCAAAAGCAGAUGCUUUAUUUCUUCCAAGAGAUAACCCCAGAGCACUUGUUAUUCGUCCUGCUGAGCAGUGGCCCUUAAAGUCUAGUGCUGAGAAAUCAUUUGCAAGAAAGGAUACAUCCCCAGUACACGAGAAUGGGAAAUUAUCUGAGGAAGCUUAUCAGGCACCCAACUCCAACUUUGAGAACAAUAAUAAAGAUUCUGUGGAAAAUGGUCCUUCUGCUCCGGAGAAAGCCAAAGUGAAGAGCCUGAAACAGAAUGGAGUGCACGAUGAGCAUUCUACUCACAAGGGGGAUUCUUAUAAGACCCUUAGCGGGCACAGAGCUGGUGAGGCUGCUAUUGUGUACGAGCACGGUGCAGAUAUUGAGGCUCAAAUGCCAAAGCUCAGGCGCUCUGAUUACUACACCGAGCCACGAAUCCAAGAACUUGCUGCCAAGGAAAGGGCCGAACCAGGAUUCUGCUGCCGUGUCAAGGACUUUGUUGUUGGACGACACGGUUUCGGUAGCAUCAAAUUUUUGGGCGAAACAGAUGUGAGGCGGCUUGAUCUCGAGUCCUUAGUUCAGUUUAACAAUCGAGAAGUGAUUGUUUAUAUGGACGAGAGCAAGAAACCUCCUGUGGGUCAAGGUCUUAAUAAGCCUGCUGAGGUUACGCUCCUUAACAUCAAGUGCUUUGACAAAAAGACCGGGCGUCAAUAUACUGAAGGCCCAAGGAUUGAGAAAUACAAAGAGAUGCUGAAGAGGAAGGCGGAGGAUCAAGGCGCUGAGUUUCUUUCGUACGAUCCUAUAAAAGGAGAGUGGAAGUUUCGGGUGAGUCACUUCAGUGUAUACAAGUUGAUGGAGGAAGACGAAGAUGGCAUUUAUGUGCACGGUACCAACCUCUGAAUGUUAAUAGGCAGAGUCCGAGUUUGCUUUGCUUAGAUGUUUCGGAGAUUUCAGUCGGUGUGUUUUUUUGUGCUUGUGGAUUGAAAGUAUUGUGUUGGCUGAGGAUGGAUGAUUGCUUUAUAAUAUGUAUAGAAUUUACGGGUAUGGGUACCCGGUUCAGCCAUAGCAGUAGCAAUGUAUAGCAUUGUUUUGUUGUGUUUUUUGGUUUUUGGCCCAUUGUUUGGGUUGUUACUUGUUGUAGUAGGUGGUGGGAUUCAAUUUCAAGUUAAGGGCUCAUGAUGUUGUUAACCUGAAAGGAAAUGAAAUGAUGUUGUAUCUGUCAAAUUUUUGUUUGAAAUGUGUCCCACUAAUGUUAAAUUUGAUUAUUUUUACUUAUUAA
Cannabis sativa is the source of this 3793-nucleotide messenger RNA. Its product is annotated as nuclear pore complex protein NUP98A. Gene Ontology annotation, biological process: protein import into nucleus; post-transcriptional tethering of RNA polymerase II gene DNA at nuclear periphery; RNA export from nucleus. NCBI's taxonomy places the organism in Eukaryota, Viridiplantae, Streptophyta, Magnoliopsida, Rosales, Cannabaceae. Gene Ontology annotation, cellular component: nuclear pore cytoplasmic filaments; nuclear pore. Bases 322 to 3414 code for a protein of 1030 amino acids. The transcript has 13 exons. Gene Ontology annotation, molecular function: structural constituent of nuclear pore. The record is from RefSeq and is a predicted model, not a curated record.